GCCACACGUGCUCCAUGUUUUUAAAGGCAGCCAACACUCCCCCUUCAUGACAAUUGAACCAAAGAUACAGGCCUGAGCACAUCUUCUUUCAAGACUCAAAGAAAAGAAACUGUCUGCCUCUUCAUGAUGGUGCACGAGAGCGGCAACGAGAACUCUGUUGUUGAGACCAAGAAGUCACACAAGUGCGGCCUGUCCUGCCUCGGCCCUCUGACCUUCCACCCUCAGGCUAUGGGAGAAAAGGUCCGCCUAAGCCGCGGGUGUCGACUGGCAGAGAGGAUGGACAACACGUUCAAGAACGGCCUGGUGUUCAGCAGUCGCUCGGUGAAGCUCCAGGAGAAGAUUCGUCUGAGGGUGGAGAAAGAUUCGUUCAACUGGCACGGAGUUAUGCGCAUUGGCUUCACCAACGUGCCGCCUGAGGCCAGAUCUCUGCCCCUGCCCCUCAUGGCCAUCCCAAACCUCACUGACACCCGAGGGCACUGGGCCUUUCCUUUGCCUGAUUCCUAUUGCCAAGUAGGGUCAGAGCUGGAAUUCUGGGUCUCUACUAAAGGCGACAUAUGCAUCUCAAGCAAGCACACCAAGGAGCGCAAGCUGCUAACAGGAGUGGAUGUCAGCCAGCCGCUGUGGGCCAUCGUAGACGUCUACGGACAGACAUGUUCCAUUUCCCUCCUGGGCUCAGAGAAAAGGCAGUGUCUUCGCACCAGACGGUCCUGUCCUGCACCUGAAUGCAUCACCUCCUCUGACAACUGCAACAAUUCGACUCCUGAUUUCUCAAUCCUUGAUGGAAACAGCGAUGAAUGCAUCUCCUGUCUUGACAUGAACGUCUCAGCAGGUGUAAAGGUGUGUGUGGUGUGCAUGGACAAACAGGCCAGAGUCACUCUGCCGUGUGGCCACCGGUGUUUAUGCAAUCUGUGCGCUGGCAGAGUCUUGCAGCAGUUUGGCAAUUGCCCGCUGUGCAGACACAACAUCAGAGCUCCUUCAGUGGUGGGGAGGCGUGUCUCUGUUGGGCUGCUCUGAGCUCCAGGAAUCACAAACAUUAACCAACUGAGUGACUGUACAAAAGAAACACUUGAGUAGGUGUUACACUGAGUAGCACCUGCUUAAUGUGUCCUGGUAGCUCAGCCAGGAAACCUUUGUAAAUGUUGUACAGCAUGUGUAAGAUAAGAUUUAUAUAUUUUCUGUAUAUCAAUCUAUUUUCUGAUUGUGUAAAAUAAUGUGGGAAACUUUACUGCUCGAAAAACUGCACUUUUAUUAUGAUUGUUAAAUAAGGCAAGUGAUGAAACCUUUUGGUGAAGAGAAUCUUUGACAAUUACUUUUUAAUGUAUACAUGUAAAUCUUGAAAUAUGAAGUAAUUUAUUAAAUUAUAUAUUUAUAUAUUAUUUGAUUGUCAAAACGAGUCAAUAAAAUGUGUUAAAUAUCAA
This is a messenger RNA of Sebastes umbrosus (honeycomb rockfish), 1418 nucleotides long. RefSeq names its product E3 ubiquitin-protein ligase NEURL3. Gene Ontology annotation, molecular function: ubiquitin protein ligase activity. The transcript has 4 exons. Lineage: Eukaryota; Metazoa; Chordata; Actinopteri; Perciformes; Sebastidae. Bases 124 to 1014 code for a protein of 296 amino acids. The record is from RefSeq and is a predicted model, not a curated record.